GAUAUAAUGGCUGUUGUCCUGAAACGAUGCUUGUCCUCUGCAGCUAAAGCAGCUAGAAUCAUCACUUGUCCAGACAAACUUGUUUAUCCUGCUCUUCCAAUGCAUCAAAAUAUCCUCAACAGUAUAGACACUCAACUUGAUACAGUUUUGUUGACUUGUGGUCUGACACGUCAAGAUGUCAAGGGAUCUGAGCUUGCAGCCCAAAUUGGAAGAAUGGCCAACAAGUUCAAAGCUGCAGGAAUGGGACAUGGUGAUCAUGUUGCCAUUGUGGGACUCAACCAUCUCAACUAUCUGCCAGCUAGACUAGGAGUUGUUGCUACCGGAGCUGUUCCAGUUCUUUUCAACCCAAUGCAUACUAAUCAAGAGACGAGUAAACUGAUUGAAGUAAGCGAGUGUAACUAUGCAAUUGGACAUAUGUGCAGCGCUGAUAAACUACAGGAACUGCAAGGAAAGCAUAAGUAUAAGAUUUUACCAAAUAUUGAGGAUCUUGAUGAAUGGUCGAAAGAUGAAUCGACGAUUUGUCCUGAACACAAUGGCAAUUUGGACGAUACAGCUAUCAUGAUGUUCAGUAGUGGAACAACAGGUCUCCCAAAAGCAGUUGAAAUAUCACAUACAAACAUGAACUCUCAGCUAGAGAGCAUUAACAUUUCCGGUAAAUUUGAAGAUAUAAUUGAAACGGAAGGACUUAAAAACCCUCGUAUGGUCGAUUUUUUACCUGAAUUCCACUCAUAUGGAAGUUUGCUGGCCCAGUUUGGCGUUCUAAACGGGUAUCAAAGGAUAGCUCUUCCUUUCUUUUCUCCUGAACUGUUUUUACAAUGUCUGCAAGACUUCAAAGCUCCCAGUACAACAGUGGUACCCCCAAUCAUGAUAAUGCUCAGUAAGCUCGACAUUGUGGCUAACUACGACCUGUCCCACCUGCGCCUGAUUGUGGUGGGUGCUGCUCCACUUGCACAGGAGACAGAAGAGGCGGUUAAAGAGAGGCUGCGAGCGUGCAAUCCUGGAAUAAACCUGGAAGUUACUCAAGGUUACGGUUGCACUGAAACAGCAGGAGCAACUCUGUUAUGUAGACAGGGGGUUACCAAGCCCGGCUCAGUUGGGGCUGUCAUUGCUGGCCAGGAGAUUAAGUUAGUAGACACAGAGACAGGAGAGCUGUGUGGUCCUCACGAGCGAGGAGAGAUCUACAUUAAAGGACCCCAAGUUAUGAAGGGGUACUACAAGAACCCUGCAGCUAAUGCCACUACUUUCGAGGGUGAAUGGUUAAAGACUGGUGAUAUCGCGUACUACGAUGAAGAUGAGGACUUCUUUAUUGUAGAUAGACUGAAAGAAUUUAUCAAAGUCAAAGCUUACCAGGUAGCUCCUGCAGAGUUGGAAGCAAUCCUCCUGACACAUGACCAAAUAGCAGAUGCAGCAGUUAUUGGGAUAGCCAAUGAGAGGACAGGAGAGGCGCCCAAAGCUUAUGUCUGUCUUCCCUUUGGUGUGAAACUGACUGAGGAUGACGUGAAAGAGUUCGUGGCAAGUCAAGUGAGCGACUAUAAACAUCUGGCAGAGGUCGAGUUCGUUAAGUCGAUUCCUAAACUUCCUUCUGGUAAAAUCCAGCGAAAACUCCUCCGUGAAAAGCACUUGAAAGACUCCCAGAAUAAGUAGUAAUUUCUGUAGCAGAAUUUUGUCAAAGAAUAUAAUUACGACAACAAGUUUUGGCUGUUAAAAUUUAUUGAUUUAAAGUUAAUGAGAUUCUGAGAUUCUGUAAUUUACAAAUCGUUUUAUUCACAAAUAGUUAAUUUUUAUUACGCUAUGUCGAGAUAUCGCAUAAAAUGUAAUUUGGCUUUAUUUUUAAAGCCGUAG
Messenger RNA from Bolinopsis microptera, 1842 nucleotides. RefSeq lists its product as uncharacterized. The transcript has 12 exons. Gene Ontology annotation, molecular function: CoA-ligase activity. NCBI's taxonomy places the organism in Eukaryota, Metazoa, Ctenophora, Tentaculata, Lobata, Bolinopsidae. The record is from RefSeq and is a predicted model, not a curated record. The coding region runs from base 7 to 1644 and encodes 545 amino acids.